UUUUCACCUCUUCCCGUCCAUUUCACCUCUUCCCCCUCUCUCUCCCUCUGAGAAAUUUCCCAUUCAUUUCCUCAAUCGGUUCUCCCUCCUCCUCCUCCUCCUCAGCUCCUCACGGUUCGAUCGAGCCGUUCAAGUCCCCUCCCGUCCCGCCGGAGAAUCUGCGGCGGUUGUCCGGGCGAAUUCUUCUCCAUUGUCGUCGCGUUUCGAUAAGUUCCGUGUUGGUCGAUCAGGUUCGGGCAUGGCGGAUGGGGCUGCAUCGACGUCGCAGCCAGCAUUGCCGCCGGAACCGCCGCAGAGCUGGCGGAGGUCCGCCGGCGACAAGACCCGCCCUUUCGCGGAUCUGAGGAGCGUGCAGUGGCGUGUGAACCUCGGGGUUCUUCCUUCCUCUCCUUCUUCCUCCAUUGACGACCUCAGACGCGUGACUGCUGAUUCGCGGAGAAGGUAUGCAUGUUUGAGAAGACGCCUCUUAGUGGAUCCUCACAUUCUUAAGGAUGGAAGAGAUUCGCCUAAUCUUCUCAUCGAUAAUCCGUUGUCACAAAACCCAGACAGCACUUGGAGUCGCUUCUUUCGAAAUGCAGAACUAGAGAAAAUGGUUGACCAAGAUUUGACACGUUUAUACCCUGAGCAUGUAAAUUUCUUUCAAACACCAGGAUGCCAAGGCAUUUUGAGAAGGAUCUUGCUGUUGUGGUGUCUCGUACAUCCUGAGUAUGGUUAUAGACAAGGGAUGCACGAACUCUUGGCUCCAUUGCUAUACGUUCUUCAAGUUGAUUUCGAGCAUCUUUCUCAAGUGAGAAAGCUAUAUGAGGACCAGUUCACUGAUACGUUUGAUGAGCUUUCAUCUUAUGAUAAUGAUCUUUACCACUUUGAUGUUCGGAGAUCAACUGAUACUGAUGCAUCAGAUGUUGUUUCUCAAGGAAGUGCAAUGAAAAUGAGGAGUCUUGAUGAGGUUGAUCCUCAUAUCAAGAGAAUUGUAUUGUUAAGUGAUGCUUAUGGAGCUGAAGGUGAACUGGGUAUUGUCUUGUCUGAAAAAUUUAUGGAGCAUGAUGCCUACUCUAUGUUUGAGGCCUUGAUGAGUGGAGGUGAUGGGACAGUUGCCAUGGCUGACUUUUUCUCUUAUUCUCCUGUGGACGGCUCCCAGUCUGGCCUUCCUCCUGUGAUUGAGGCUUCUACAGCAUUAUACCAUCUGCUUUCAAUUGUUGAUUCAUCUCUCCACAGUCAUCUUAUUGAGCUUGGGGUGGAACCUCAAUACUUUGCACUUCGCUGGCUACGAGUUUUGUUUGGACGUGAAUUUGUUCUUGGAGACCUUUUUGUAAUAUGGGAUGAAAUUUUCAUGUUUGGCAAUAAUAAACUGGAUGAUAGCAAUGAAGAUGAUGGAGUGUCCACCUUCAGGCUUCUUGGCUCACCUCGAGGAGCAUUUAUCGCAGCACUUGCUGUGUCCAUGAUACUUCACUUGAGAUCAUCCCUGCUUGCCACUGAGCAUGCCACGUCCUGUCUCCAGAGAUUGUUGAACUUCCCUGAGAAUAUACACCUAAGUAAGGUGAUAGAAAAGGCAAAUUCGUUGCAGGAGCUUGCAUUGGAAUCUAGACUUUUAAGUUCACCUCUUCCUCCAAGCUGCACUUAUGAUCAAACCAAAUCCAUGGUAGUGAGAACCCGUGCCCUGUCAUCUGAUUCUGUUUCUCCAAGAACUCCUCUUAGUGUGGUACCUGAUAGCUAUUGGGAAGAGAAGUGGAGAGUGCUGCAUAAUACAGAACAACUCAAGCAAGGUAGUUCAGGCAAAGAAGUUCCAACCAAGAAGAAGGGAUGGUCGCAGAGGCUGAGACUGAGCCUUUCUAGAACAGAAUCUGAUCCAUUUCCAGUAAAGGUGGGGAAAACCAACCCAGAAGUUAACACGUCCAUCAGGCGGAAUUUGUUAGACGAUAUGUCCCAUCCACAUGGGUCCGACGAAGUUUCUGAGGAUAUAAAUUGCAAAACGAGUUCAGCGGUUAAGGAUCAGAAUAAAAUCUCCAUUGAAGUUGAUGCCAACAUAGAAAAUAAUUGCAAGGACUCCAUUCCAGUAGCAGAGGAGGGAUACUCAAGCAGAAAUGCAGAGAGUCAAGAGGGUUCGCCUUUAUUUUCGGGCUCAGCAAGUCCUCAUAGUGCGGCUUCUGACCAUGAAAAGGACACAGACAGAAGCAGUGUUGCAUCAAAUGGAUCCACUGAUGAACAAGAUCACUUCCAUCAGUCCACAGAAGAAAAUUUGCCUCCUGUCAUCACUGGGGAUGCUUCUGUGCAAUCUGGUUGUGAAUGUGAUUCCGUUGGGAAAACAGAAGAUUUACCUACAAUGGUCGAUUUACCAACAAUGGUCGAUGCUGAUGCACCUGUGAAAUCUGGUCUGUGCAAUGAUUCUAAUGGGGAUGCUCCUGUGCAAUCUUGUCCUGAAUGUGAUUCCGUUGGGAAAACAGAAGAUUUACCUCCAAUGGUCAAUGCCAAUGCUCCUGUAAAAUCUGGUCCGAGCAGUGAUUCUAAUGGGAAAACAGUGAUGGGCUUGAAGGAACGGAAACUUCUCUCUGGCAAGUUCCAGUGGCUCAGGAAGUUUGGGCGGAAUUCCUCUACUGAUGCAACAUCUGAGAAAGGAGGAAUCUCUUCUGAUGCCUUGAAAUUUUCUGAAAUUGAGAGUAACAAAGAUAAUUUAACGGGAUCUUUUAUGGGAAAUGGUUCAUCUAGUCCUUCAGUUACCAGAAAAGGAGAUGGAAGUAGCGAUCUGAAUGUAAUGGGGACCCUGACUAAUCUAGGACAGUCCAUGCUUGAACAUAUUCAGGUCGUCGAGUUGGUUUUUCAACAAGACAGGGUUCAAGCCGGCUCACUGGAUAACUUCUCAAAGAGUGCUCUAGUGGGCAACGGGCAGGUUACAGCCAUGGGAGCUCUGAAAGAGCUACGGAAGAUGAGCAACUUUUUAUCCGAGAUGUGAGGUCGGCUUAUAAUAUACUUCUUAUCUGUACAUAGAGUAGAGGCUUGAGUUUCCCGGGUUCCUCCCACACUGCCUAAUAAGUCAAAAUUUUGGCUUGACAUAAUGAUUGGCAUGUAAAUAUCUUGAUAAUGCAUGUAGCUGAAAUUGUUCUCUGGCCUGAGUUUUUGUUCGAGUGGCUCGAUCUUUAUUAUUA
Molecule: messenger RNA, 3140 nt
Organism: Punica granatum (pomegranate)
Lineage: Eukaryota; Viridiplantae; Streptophyta; Magnoliopsida; Myrtales; Lythraceae
Source: RefSeq, a predicted model, not a curated record